AUGAGAGAAUUGUUUACUUCGUGUUUCAGUUGCACUAAAAAGGCACCACACAAAACAAAUAAAAUCGAAUUCGAUCGAUCACAAACGUAUGUGAAACAAGUUGCUCCGACUGCAAAACCUGCUGCUGCCAGGAAACCGUCCUCUGCCCCGAGCGCUCCUCCUUCUCCUGCUUUUUCCACAAAAUCAGCUUCUCCUGCGAAAGCUGCUUCCCCUGCGAAAGAUCUUUCUCCAGUGACAUCCCGCAUUCCUGAACAGGAAACAAAAGAUAGCGAAGAUUAUUCACCAGAGAGAAUCCGGGGCCUCAAGAGAAAAUCGGUAGUGGCGGAAGGACCGAUUGUGUACCCCGACAAAUUUGUUGGGGCCCCUGAAGUGUUUGGAAUGCCUGGUGCUCUGUUUAAUAAGUACGGUCUCGAGGGUGAUAUGUUCUACUCGUACCUGGGAGCGAAGGACGCGGUCAUGGUCUUCUUUUAUGAUCCCACCAGCCCUGUGUGUGAGAUGGCCAGACUUAAUUUUCGACAGGCUGCAAAGCACACCAACAGAGAAGGUCAUGGCUACGCGGCUGUUGAUUGUAGGGAGAUGACACAUAUCUGUGACACAGAAAAUAUCUACGAGGUGCCUACUUUUAAGCUCUACUCAUAUGGCAAGUUGGUAGGACGGUACGGCGAAACAACAACAGCAGCAGAGCUACAGCAUUUUGUGGAAACGUCUCCUGUCGUUGACAACUCUUCUCAGUCACCACAAGCCUGCGGUAGUUCUUAG
Messenger RNA from Candidula unifasciata, 759 nucleotides. NCBI's taxonomy places the organism in Eukaryota, Metazoa, Mollusca, Gastropoda, Stylommatophora, Geomitridae. The record is from the annotation of a GenBank genome assembly.